GAGAUGUUGAAAAAGAAGACAUAAUGAAGUUGUUGUUCCAAGUCUAUCCAACUGAAAAUCAGAUGGAUGUGAUUCCAAUUGUGGGUAUGGGCGGGAUUGGUAAAACUACCCUCGCAAAGUUGAUCUACAAUGACAAGAGGGCGAAGGCAUGGUUUGAUCUCAAAGCAUGGGUGUGUGUUUCAGAGGAAUUUGAUGCUUUCAGGGUAACCAAAACUAUUCUUGAAGAGAUAACUUGUAGCUGUGAUGGUAGUCAGAACUUAAAUCAGCUUCAACUUCAACUAAAGGAGAAGCUGUUGGGAAAGAAGUUUCUAUUUGUAUUGGACGAUGUUUGGAACGAGAAUUAUGUUGACUGCGAAGAGCUGAUAAGUCCUUUUGCUUAUGGGGCACGAAACAGCAAGAUUAUCGUAACAACACGUAAUGAAAGUGUUGCAUCCAUUUUGAGGACUGUUCCAACUUAUCAUCUUAAUAUCUUAUCUGAUGAUGAUCGUUGGAAGCUAUUUACAAAACAUGCAUUUGUUGAUAGAAGCCCAAGCAUGCAUCCAGAUCUGGAGGUAAUUGGAAAAGCAAUUGCCAAAAGAUGCAACGGCCUCCCUUUGGCUGCAAAAACACUCGGAGGUCUUCUGCGUUGUAAACCAGACUCUGAUGAAUGGAAUAAAAUAUUAAAGAGCAAUUUAUGGGACAUAGCAAAUAAUAUUCUUCUGGCAUUAAGAUCAAGUUAUUAUUAUUUUCCUUCGCAUUUGAAGCGUUGCAUUGUAUAUUGUUCACUUUUUCCUAAAGGUAAUGAAUUCAGGAAGGAAGAACUCAUUCGAUUAUGGAUGGCUGAAGGUCUUAUAGAGGCUUCUAAAGAAAAUGUCAAUGCAGAAGAACGAGGUAACGAGUACUUCAAAGAUUUAACGUCGAGGUCUUUUUUUCAACAAGUAGGUGGGGAUAAAUCUUGCUUUGUCAUCCAUCAUCUAAUUCAUGAUAUGGUUCAAUCUCUAUCCGGCGAAUUGUUUUGCAGAUUGGAAGGUAGUGAUGGUUCAUGUGAAAUAACUAAAAAGACACGUCAUUUGUCCAAUGUCCCAAAAUCAUAUGAUGUGCUUAAGAAAUUUGAGGCAAUAUCCAAAGCAAAGAGUUUGCGAACAUUUUUAACUUUAGAGUUAUCUCCACGCUUUUGUUACCUUACCAGCCAGUUGAUAGUAAAAUUUAGGUACUUACGAGUACUUUCUUUUGCUAAAUAUGCUGAUAUCAAUGAGUUGCCCCAAAAAAUUGGUAAUUUGAAUCUUUCGGAAACUUCAAUAAAAAGGUUGCCGAACUCUUUGAGUAGAUUGUAUAGUUUGCAAACAUUAACAUUGUUUUAUUGCAAAUACCUUGUUGAGUUGCCCAAAGACAUGGGAAGAUUGGUCAACUUGCAGCAUCUCAAUAUUCGAGGAACAAAGUUACUAAUGAUGCCACAAGGAAUGGGCAAAUUGAAAGACCUUCGGACAUUAACAGAUUUUGUUUUAGGCAAGCAAAAUUGUUCAACCAUCAAUGAGUUGGGAAAGCUGGAGCAUCUAUGUGGAAGACUAGCCAUUUCGGGUUUGCAAAAUGUUGUAAGUGCAAGGGAUGCCAAAGAUGCCAAUUUGAAGGAUAAGAUGAACCUUAAGGAGUUGGAGUUGAUAUGGAGUGAGGAUGAUCUUAUUGAUGAUUCAAGGCAUGAUAGAGAAGUAUUUGAAUAUCUGGAGCCUCAUACAAACUUGGAGCAUCUUGUUAUUAGGUGUUAUAGAGGUACAAGAUUUCCAGAAUGGGUGGGGCAUUCUUCAUUCUCAAAUGUAGUAUCUGUGGAGUUAUGUGAUUGCAAAUAUUGCUUCUUCUUGCUACCGCUUGGGCAACUAUCAUCUUUAAAAUCUCUCUCAAUUAAAAGGUUUUCCGCAGCAGUAACAGUCGGUGAUGAGUUCCGUGGGUACUAUGAUGCUUCGAGUAAACCGUUUGGAUAUCUUGAAAUUCUAAGAUUUGAGGAUAUGCCUGAGUGGGAAGAAUGGUUUUAUUCAAAAGAUGAAACUUUCUGUCUUCUGCAAGAGCUAAGCACAAGAAAUUGUCCCAAACUAAUCAAGUCUGUGCCCAAGCACCUGCCAUCUUUAACCAAACUUGUGAUUGAAAAUUGCGGGAAGCUUGGAGGCUUGCUUCCAAAUGCACCAAGCCUUUGCCAACUUGAGUUAGAGAAAUGUGAUGCAUUGCAAUUGGAGCCAUCGCCUUGUGGGCUUCGAGAGUUGCAAAUUAAAAGUUCGAAUAUAAAUGAUUCCAUAUUGGGCCAGAUGAUGCAAUACUGCACUCGUCUUGAAAAGUUAACUGUGUGGUAUUGUUCUAAUCUCAGAUCCCUUCCUGAAGGCAAUCUGCCUGUCACGCUGAAGCAAUUGAACAGACAUAAAGGGAAAGAUGGAAAUGUAUCUAAUGCUUCUGACUCUUCUGCUGAAAACCAACGGCUGAACAAUCCCACUUCCUACUACACUUCAUGGCCUCAAAGUUAUAGGCAGUCUAUUGAUCUGUAUAGUAGUGUACCAUCUACGAAUAUCAUGUUUUUGGGCACUCCUACUGCUUCAAGUUUAAGCCGUUUGUUUCUUUCCUCAUCGCUUACAAGAAGACAUACUCCAGAAUCAUUAUAUGCAGUGACAAAACCUCUACUACCAACUCUAAAUGAUCAAAUACAACCUCAAAGACAUAGCUCACACUCUCUGUUACCGCCGAUCCAUCAAGGAGACAACCUGGAUGACAAUGUGCAAAGCUUUCAAAUCAAUCAAGAAAAACUUCUUUUACUGCUUUGGUCUCAUGCUAGUAUGAAAUCAGUGACUACCAUAUUCUCUAGUCCAUUCCAGCAACACUGUCUUCCUUUCCAUGAUUCAUUCAGUUUAAGGACUACUCAAAGACCUUGGACAACUGCUCCUCUGGAAAGAUUUCCCAAUUUGAGGGUUUUCCUGAGUACGAUCCUAACUGCCAUGGCAAUCCAUGAGUUGGAGUUGGUAGAAUUUGAUUCCUUGGUUUUUGAGGGAAAAUUAGAGAUUUCAUCCUCCCAGCUCAAGGAACUAGCAUUAUGUCAUUCCUAUGAAGAGAUGUAUAGUUCCCCAAUUAACCCUGGUUUUUUAUCCAACGAAACAGUUAAAGAAAUAGAAGCUAUAUUUUCACAUAUGACAAAAAUCAGAUGGAAAAGGAGCACCAUUAAACAUCCGUUCCCCGAAAUGAGAAAGGCAAUGAUUGGUGUCAAAUUUGGACAUUUAGAUUGUUUCACUUCUGAAUUCAUAUCUUAUACUUGCAUUGACCUUUUAUAUAGUAUAUUUGUUUCCGCCUUUAUAGUUUGUAAUGGAGAAGAAGCUGCAAUAGGCAUCCAUUCCCUGAAUCGAGAAAAGCAAAGAUUAACACCAAAGGUUUUCAAGUUAUUGGAUGUGUUAGCAGGGCUUGGACUUCGGAGAUCUCACCAAUUAAAUGGAUUUCACACAUUCUUUACAGAUAUCCGAUCUGGUAUGUUCUUCUCUGGUUCUUCCGCCAAAGUACCUAAAAAAAAUUCAAAUGCAGAACAACGCUCAUAUUGUUGCUUCUAUGGCUGGCAGUUGCUACUUGAGGUCAAUAACACCCACAACGCCAAGUCCAUGCCAGGCAGAAGGAGUGCUCCACAGAUUCAGCAGGAGAGAGAAGGUGUGGAAGAAGACCUGCUCAAACACAUUGUGUAUGCAAAUUGGAAAAUGAACUGCUUAUCAUCAUUUCUGGAUUCUUGUUAG
Durio zibethinus is the source of this 3728-nucleotide messenger RNA. NCBI's taxonomy places the organism in Eukaryota, Viridiplantae, Streptophyta, Magnoliopsida, Malvales, Malvaceae. The record is from RefSeq and is a predicted model, not a curated record.